Molecule: messenger RNA, 2580 nt
Organism: Doryrhamphus excisus (bluestripe pipefish)
Lineage: Eukaryota; Metazoa; Chordata; Actinopteri; Syngnathiformes; Syngnathidae
Source: RefSeq, a predicted model, not a curated record
GAUUGAGUAGUGAAGUCAUUGGCAGUGAAUCAUUAGCAUUCUCUUCUGGAACGUGCACGGCUUUCAACGUCUGUAACAAAGUGUCCCUGUGUUGUCAUUUGUGGCAUAACUAUCUGCGUGUGAGUCUUCAGUAUGCAGUAUGACACGCUGCCGAACCACCUACACGCCACCAUAUGAACGCCGCGCAAACAAUUUGGACAGUCAUAAUAGAGGAACGAUUCACUGACAUCUCACAACAUCAAAACUGAUUGAGUUGAAGAGGGCGACUCAAUUCAUCACAGAAUCUUCAUAACCUCCCAGGACUUCUUGCAACGGCUCUUGAAUUUUUUUUGUUACUUUACCAAACAUGGCGUCGACCAGUCUUCAGCUGCUGGGCCUGGUGUUGGCGGUAAUGGGCUGGGUGUGCGGGGCGCUGGUGUGUGCUGCCCCUUUGUGGCGCGUGUCUGCCUUUGUGGGCGGGGAGUUGGUGAUCGCUCAGGUGACAUGGGAAGGACUUUGGAUGAACUGCCUGUCUCAGACCACGGGUCAGAUCCAAUGUAAAACCUACGACUCCACGCUGGCUUUGCCCAAAUCCACCCAAGCUGCCCGCGGCCUCACUGUCCUCUCCCUGAUGCUCUGCAUCCUGGCCCUGCUACUUGGGGUAAUCGGGGCCAAAUGCACCCACUGCAUGGGCAAUGCUAAUCAAUCCGACAAGACUCGGCUCGGCAGGCUAGCGGGGGUGCUGUUUAUCGUGGCUGGUCUCGCCUUCUUGAUACCGAUCUCUUGGACUGCUUAUGCAAUAAUCAGGGACUUUUAUGACCCCAAUGUUGCAGCACCCCUAAAAAGAGAAUUAGGACCAGCAUUGUAUCUAGGAUGGGGGGCCAGUGUCCUGCUCCUGUUAGGGGGAGCUCUUCUUCACGUUGGCUCCACUACAGUAGGAGGAGGAACAUUGCCGACUAUUGGAAAAGCAGCGAAAGACAACCCUGGGGCAGCAGGAGAGGUGAAGACACAAGAAAAAUCUUUUGUGUAAGUUUUAAUGGGACAUUUGAAGUAGGAUUCAACUGGCAAGUCUCAUACCUGUCAAUCCUCUUGUUUUCCCAGAGAGAAACUUGCUUAUUUUGCCCUUUUUUUUCCCAUUGCGUGCCCUCCAGUACUACAGUAAUCCUCGGAUAUAUCGGAUUCAAUUGUUCCCACUGGUUUUGUCCGAUAUAAGCGAAAUCUGUUAUAUGCGUAUACCGGAAAAUGUCCAUUUUACGCAUAUAUCGGAUUUAUAUCCGGUAUAUGCGUAAAUCGGAUUUUAUCCGUUAUAAAAAGGCACUUCCUUGACUAUGUUUCCAAUGUACCUGGACUGGGCAAUGAAAAGAGACGUAAGGUAAUGAGAAUUGAACUUUAUUGGACUCUGAGCAUAACAAAUUGUUAAUUAAGCUAGGCCCUGUUACGCCCGUCAGGCCUACGUUAUUUCCAAUAGUGAGGUUAAGAUCUCAUUCACUGCUGUGCUAGUAUUAUUGACGUCACUCACUUUUAUAUUUGUCCUAAAUCUGGAGCCAGGAGAAAGACAAUAGCCAGUGACAUCAACAAGAUUAGCAUAACGAUGCGGCCAUCCGAUAUAUGCCAGGGAAAUUUCAUGGAAAUGCAUUGGAACGGGACUGGAGAUUUUGUCCGAAAUAGGCGAAAUCCGUUAUAAAAAAUCCGAUAUAUGCAAUGAAUUUUUAUUGGAAAUGCAUUACAGAAAAAUCGGUUCUUUUUUAUCUGUCCGUUGUGAGCGAAUUUCCGAUAUAUCCGAGUACGAUAUAUCGAGGUUUACUGUACAUGUAGCAUACAGUACAAUAAAUUGACAAUUGGUUCAGAGAAUAUGCUUUUAUUGCCACCUAGUGUCUACUAUCAGGUGUCGUCACAACAAAACAUCAAUACCGCUGGUGAUAUGAUUAUUACAGGAUUUCCCAGGAUUUCGUCUCUGGAAAUGACAAAUUAGCUAUUCAGGCCAGAUUGUUGUGUUUUUUUUUUUUUUUUUUUUUUUUAAGUCAAAACAGCUGAGAUAGUUAAAAAUGUCCUCACUUGUUAUUGGAAUUACUGUAUAUUUAAUUAAGAGUUGUUUUUCAUGUUAGGGAAAUCAGAUUUAUUAAUAUGUGCUUUCUUCAAGUCAUUCAUUGUAGGUGUAAAUAGUGGGAGGAUGUUAAAUGCUGUGAUGAUUACUAAUGUGUGUACGUACAUUUCUCAAAUUCCACUCAACCCUCUGUGUGUGUGUGUGAGAGAUAGUGGGUGGUAUGUACACAGAGAACCACUGUACAUCAUCUAAACGUGUGUGCGUUUGUGCGUGUGUGUGUAAGAGAGAGAAAGACAAAGUAUCACCAUUGUUUAUCUGUGAAUCUUUAUUCUGUGUAUUUGAGCUUUUUAAAAUCAUUUUUGAUUCCUGUUCAUAUUUUUGGAGGAAUAUCUUUUUUUUUUAAUGUUGCAUUUGCUAAUACAAUACAUUUUAAAACAGUUUUAUCAUGCAUUUCCUAAUUUUACAUUAUUUUCUGGGUUGGGAAGUUGAAUAAAUUUUUUGUUGGGGUAAAUAAUUUACUUUCUGACUAAUUAAUUAACUGAUUAAUUUAUAAUGUG